This is a messenger RNA of Plasmodium yoelii, 903 nucleotides long. Its product is annotated as PIR protein. The transcript is spliced from 3 exons. The record is from RefSeq and is a predicted model, not a curated record. Bases 1 to 903 code for a protein of 300 amino acids. NCBI's taxonomy places the organism in Eukaryota, Apicomplexa, Aconoidasida, Haemosporida, Plasmodiidae.
AUGGAUAAGAGAGUGUGUAAAUUUUUCUAUGCUGUAAGGACCUCGCUUUCCGAUAAAUUGGACAAUAAAGGAAACUAUAAAUUUACUAAUGAAAGAAAUUUCAAUGAGUAUUGUACUAAUAGCAGAUGUAGUGAUAAUCUCGGAAAAGUUAAUGCUGGAUGUUUAUUUUUGUUUGAUGCAUUAUUUAAGGAUUCUUCUGUGUUUAAGUAUCAUAAUGACAUCAAUAUGGUUGAUUACAUUAUCAUAUGGUUAAGUUACAUGUUAAACCUAAAGAAAAGUGAAGAAAAUAUGAGCAAUUUACAAUAUUUUUAUAAUAUGUAUAUAAAUAAUAAUACAUAUAAAAAGUCUAUAACUGACGUUGCAGAGUAUAAUAGUUAUAAGGAUCUUGUAGAUAAAGCAAAUAUGGUGAAUAUGGAUAUGAAAAUUAUAUCUAAAUUUUAUGACGCAUUUAAUGAAUUAUGUAUGAUAUAUAUUGAAUUUGAUGAACAAAGUCCAAAUUGCAAGAAUUGUUUAAAAUAUGCUAAUGGAUUUGUUGAAAAAUAUAAAAAACUUAAGGAAGAUACUAGUAUUACUAAAAACAGUUCAUAUAAUAAAAUAUUAUCUAGUUUAUCAACUAAUUAUGAUAAUAUUAAAAAGAAAUGUAACAAUUUUCCAUCCCUUUCAACGAUAGGAACAGCAAACAAUUUUGUACAAGAUUCUGCAUACAGUUCUGGACAAAUUUCUGAAGAUACAUCAAGUUCGUCGAUAGGAAACAAAGUAUUUAUAGUUUUAUCGAUAUUUGCUGUAAUACCAAUUUUUUUGGGAAUUUCUUAUAAGUAUUCGUUAUUUGGAUUUCGGAAACGAUUUAAAAAACAACAAAUAAGAGAAAAAAUAAAAAAUAUAAAGAAGAGAAUGAAUCAUUAA